Molecule: messenger RNA, 2533 nt
Organism: Eurytemora carolleeae
Lineage: Eukaryota; Metazoa; Arthropoda; Copepoda; Calanoida; Temoridae
Product: bifunctional 3'-phosphoadenosine 5'-phosphosulfate synthase
Exons: 18
Coding region: 147-1997 (616 amino acids)
Biological process (GO): sulfate assimilation; 3'-phosphoadenosine 5'-phosphosulfate biosynthetic process
Molecular function (GO): adenylylsulfate kinase activity; sulfate adenylyltransferase (ATP) activity; ATP binding
Source: RefSeq, a predicted model, not a curated record
CUUCAGUAUCACAAGUAGUCUCAUCAUUGAAGAUAGACUAUAUAGACAGACACCUGGCCAUAGACACAUAGACACCUGGCCGUAGACGCAUAGACAUCUACAUAGAUUCCUAGACUCGGUUAUAGCCUGGCUGAAAAAAUAACAAAAUGUCAUUGGCAAUCCAAUCCAAACUAAGAAAUGUUCAGAAGGCGACCAACGUGUUUGCUCAGAAACACACUGUUUCUCGAGACAAGAGAGGAGCUGUGCUUGGUAAUGAAGGAGCAGGGUUUAGAGGGUGUACUGUCUGGUUUACUGGACUCUCAGGAGCAGGGAAGACGACAAUUGCAUUUGCACUUGAAGAAUACCUGGUCGCACGUGGUAUUCCUGCCUAUGGAUUAGAUGGAGAUAAUAUUAGGACGGGUUUGAACAAGAACCUAGGGUUUGCUCCUGAGGAUAGAGAGGAGAAUAUCAGACGUGUUGCUGAAGUCGGAAAACUGUUCGCGGAUUCCGGGGUUAUUGCGCUCUGCUCCUUCGUCUCACCCUACAACAAGGACAGGGAGCUAGCCAGAGAGCUCCAUAAGGAUGUUGGUCUUCCAUUCUUCGAGGUUUUCGUUGAUACUCCCCUGGAGGAGUGUGAGAGAAGGGACGUGAAGGGGCUUUACAAGAAAGCCAGGGCCGGGAUCAUCAAGGGAUUUACUGGAAUUGAUCAACCCUACGAAAAACCAACAAAUCCUGAGGUUGUGAUCAAGACUGUUGUUGAUGAUGUGGAUGUUUGCGUACAGCAGAUAGUUACAGUUCUCAUGGAAAACGGUAUACUGAACCAAGAUGCUGUUGAUAUUGUCAAUGAUUUGACCGUAUCACCUGAACUUCUUGAAGAAGCAAAGAAGGAAGCUGAAUCUCUCCCACAGCUGGAGAUCUCUACGUUAGACCUUCAGUGGGUUCAGGUUCUAGGAGAGGGUUGGGCUACUCCUCUCUCUGGGUUUAUGAAGGAAAGGGAAUUCCUUCAAUGCCAGCAUUUCAACUGCUUACUGGAUCAUGGAACCACUAACCUUUCUAUACCUAUAGUACUCCCAGUGCAGACACAGGAUAAAGAAAGGCUACAGGGUUGUCCAGCUAUAUCCCUGAGCUACCAGGGAGUGUGCAGAGCUAUUCUUAGGAACCCGGAGUUCUAUGAACAUAGGAAGGAGGAGAGAUGUGCCAGGCAGUUCGGUACAACCAGUUCAGGACAUCCAUAUAUCAAGAUGAUAAUGGAUGGUGGGGACUGGUUGGCGGGGGGAGAUAUUGAGGUUCUUGGUAAAAUACAAUGGAACGAUGGGCUGGAUCAGUAUAGGUUGACCCCAACCCAGCUGCGCAACAAGUUCCGUGAGAUGGGCGCAGAUGCCGUGUUCGCUUUCCAGCUCCGAAAUCCUAUUCAUAACGGGCACGCGCUCCUCAUGACAGAUUGUAAGAGACAGCUGACAGAGAGAGGAUUCAAAAAACCGGUUUUACUUCUUCAUCCGCUUGGAGGUUGGACUAAAGAUGAUGAUGUGCCUCUAGAUAUAAGAAUGGCUCAGCACCAAGCUAUUAUGGAGGAUGGAGUACUGGAUAAAGAUUCUACAGUUCUAGCAAUAUUCCCUUCACCUAUGAUGUAUGCAGGUCCUACCGAGGUACAAUGGCAUGCCAAGUCUCGAAUGAAUGCCGGCGCAAACUUCUAUAUUGUUGGACGGGAUCCUGCCGGUAUGCCGCAUCCGGAACCGCCGAAGCGGGAUCUAUAUGAAGCAACACAUGGCGGGAAAGUUCUAGGAAUGGCUCCAGGAUUAUCAAAGCUUGAAAUUAUUCCCUUCAGAGUUGCUGCUUAUGAUAUGAAGGCUAAAGCGAUGUCAUUCUUUGAUCCCCGUCGGAAGGAAGAUUUUGAUUUUAUCUCUGGAACCCGUAUGCGAGCCCUCGCUAGGUCUGGAGAACUUCCUCCAGAUGGAUUCAUGGCUCCCUCGGCCUGGAAGAUACUGUCUGAUUACUACAAAUCCUUGGGACAGCAGUAGUGCAGUACAGUACAUAAUAAAUAAUAAAUAAUGUACAUUCAAAUUAUAUUUGAAAUGAAUUUAACGAAUUUAUUGAAUAUGAGUUAGGUCACUAAACUACCUACCAUCGGUUCAAAGUUAUGAAUCACCGAUUCAAAGUUUAAGAUUCAUGAGGAUUUGAAUCAGUGAUUCAGGAUUUUAGCCGGCUGAAGAUAGUUCAGCGACCUUUCCAACAUUAAAUUCAGUCCCAGAAGUGCCUUAUAGAACUUGCAUCACGUUAUGUUUGCUUUUUACUGUACAGAUAAAUUUUUCUACAUUUCCACAAAACCUUUUUUAAAAUAAAGCAUUUUAUUCUAUAUUAUAAACAAUAUGAUAGCAAUUCGGCAAAAAUGUCUAUUUUUCUACCCUUUUAUACAUUAGUUUUUAUCUUUCACAUUUUGCAUUUCUUUAUAAAUUUUUGUACACAAUGACACUUUUAUGUUUCAAACAUUUUAGAAAAAUUUGCAUUUCAUGAAGAUAUAAUUAUUAUAUAUGUAUGAAUAAAAUCUAUUUAGAUA